Molecule: messenger RNA, 4102 nt
Organism: Hypomesus transpacificus
Lineage: Eukaryota; Metazoa; Chordata; Actinopteri; Osmeriformes; Osmeridae
Gene: lysmd2
Product: LysM, putative peptidoglycan-binding, domain containing 2
Exons: 3
Coding region: 2845-3489 (214 amino acids)
Source: RefSeq, a predicted model, not a curated record
ACCCUCCUGUGAUUCCAGAAGCACAGGUUCAUAAACAUCCACAAGAGGUCAGUGGUAAUAUGGUUAAGAAUGUAAUUUUAAAUUCUCCACAGUCCGUGGAUGGAAACAGAAGAACAGGGUGAUCCAUGGGACCCUAUCACUAUCCAAUCUUUUUAUAUGGCCACACACCCACACACAUACACACACACACAUAACCUUACGGUCACACUAUUUUCAGGUCUACUGUCUGUCUCACGUUUUAUUUCCAGCGUUCCACCUGUGGCUUGAUGUUCUUUCUCUCCCUAGUAUGGCACCAAGGUAAACAGCUGGGUUCAGGCCUUAUGAUCAACAGAUAAAUUAUUUGAACAAAACACUAAACCAUGGUCCUGAAGGCAAACCAUGAGCCAGUCUGCUUGAUAAUAAAAUAAUAAUAAACAUCUUCUUACACAAUGUAUUAUUAAUGGGCCAAAGCUAUUCUCCCUCUUUCUCUCUUUCUCUCUUCCACUCUCUCUCUCCCUCUCUUUCACUCUUUCGCUUCCACUCUCCACAUCUUUUCCCCCCGUAUGUAAAUGUUCUUGUGGACAGCAUUACCCAAAGCGAGUGUACCCUGAUUAAAUGAAUAAAUCAUAAAUUCAUCAUGAAACUAUUCAACCACACAACCUGUUUUCUGCAGGACUCAAUAUUUGCUCAUGGCCAUGGAGAAUACAUUCAGAGGUUUUGUGUGUGUGUGUGUGUGUGUGUGCGCGCGGUGUGUGUGUGUAGUGUGUGUAUGUCUUUGUAAACAGCACCUGUUAGUCUUUUUGUUCAUCCUGUUUAAUGAGGCUCCAAGAUCUGACCCUUUAGACUCCAGCAAAUGAACAGCAACCUUGCACUUCCAUGAACAUGAUUCCAAUCCCAUCACUUGACCUUGUGUGAGCACUCCAGCUGUCUCAAACAAAACAGAUGAACUUGUCACCUGCAAUCUUCUCUCUACCCCCAGAUAGAUGAAUCUAAUAGAACAUACCGGACUCAUCAUCAGUACAUCCCCGUGUUGUCUUCUAGAAAUGUACAGAUGACAUCUUUUAAACAAUAACUCCCUUUGUUAUCAGUUCACCAUACACAAAUAGAUAGAUAGAUACAAACUUUAUUGCCACACAACAAUGUUGGUGGUAUUCUUUUGUCAUAUGUAGCUCAGUCCAGUGAGGAGGGGGGAGAUGGGGAUAGGAAAACAAAUAAAAAUAGAUACGGUCCAGGUCAGCUUUGGGAGUUGAGGAGUCUGAUAGCAGAGGGGAAGAAGCUGUUAUUGAGGUGCGUCGUUCCAACUCGCAUAGAUCUGUAGCGUAUUCCUGAAGGCAGAAGUUCAAAAGAGUAAUGGCUUGGAUGGGAGGAGUCUCUGAUUAUGUUCUUGGCACAAUUUAAGCUACGCUCAGCAUACAAGGAGAGGACUGAUGAAAGGUCAUAACCAAUCAUGUAGGAGGCUUUGGUGACCACUCUCUCCAGUUUUAUCUUUGUGCGACUGUCAGAACUUCCACACCAGACAGAUAUUGAUGUGUGAUGACACUUUCUAUGAUGGCUUAAUAGAAGAGCACCAAAAGAUGUUUGUUGACAUGAAACCUUUUCAAUUGUCUGAGGAAAUACAGUAUUUGUUGGGCUAUUUUAAUAAGGUGGGAGGUGUUGAUAUCCCUUUUCAAAUUUUGGCUGAUGUAAGAGCCCAGAAAUUCAAAGGACUCUGUAAGGGUUAUGGGCUGGUCAAAUAUAUUUACAAAGGCUUUGGUGUUAGGCCUCCUUCUCAAGUCCACAACUCUUUCCUUAGUUUUUGAGGCGUUAAGAUGGAGCUUGUUCUACAGCCCAGUUCACCUCCUUGAUGUAAUGAGACUCAUCCUCAUCUCUGAUUGGACCGAUAUAAAUAAAUACACAGCAGAUAUGUUAAUGACCCUCUUAAUGGACAUUGGCUUAUGUUAUAUGGGUUAGGUUCAUGUUAUCACAUGAGGAUGUAACAGCAGCCGAAUUGCUCAAGUUGCUGGACACAUCUACGGGAACAGUCAUAGCAUGGCGCAGAAUGUUCCAACUCAUGCCUAUAUACAGUUGAUCUGACAUUCUUUAAAACUGACUUCGGUUUACUGUGAUCAUGAUAAUAGUAAUAUUAAUGAUCAAGGUUUCUGUGUAAUCAGCUAAACGUUUUAAAAACAAUCCAGAAGUAGAAAGCAGCGGCCAAUGGAGUCACGGGGGCCUGCAGAAUGUUUAGGCUCAAUGUGAAUGAGUUCCACCCCCUCCAUACUCCCUGUCCCCUGUAGCCUGAUGGUAUUCCGUAAACACACACACCACAAGAGUGGAAUGAACAUGACAGGAACACGUACCACUUCUUACAAGCAAGUUCUUAAUGGACACGUGCUUGCCGACAUUUAUUAUUUAAAUUUACAUAAAUUACUAGACUAUAAUAUUUUAGAUUAUUUAUUUUUUAAUCAUUAUGGCUAUUUAUAGUACUCUUAGGGUCGCUCCCAAGGAGUGUGCAUUACAAUAUCCUACUGUUCAUAUUGACUCAAUAGAAUAGUGCAGGCUCUCCUCCCAGGGCUACUGUCACAACAAGCCUGGGUGGGCCAACGGAGCACGCUGGUCUGCGUAUCCAAUUGCAUUGCUUCAAAUACGUAGGCUACAUUGCGUUUUACGUUGCUGCGUCGGCUAACCGCGGUAGUCAGUCUGUGACAAAAUAGCGAACUGAGGGUUUGUUGUGUGCUGAAACAAUGCGACAUAUAUCUAGAACUGACAUGUAUCAUCAAAUUAGACAUGGGAAUCUCCCUGCAGCAUGAGUGAUAGCGUGGUUUUUGCGAUAUCAAAGUUAUCAGUCGAGCAUCUAAACAGAGCGCCAGACUCUAUUUGGAAGAGAAGAUGGCGGAGUUCUCGCCUGUUUUGCAGAUGAGGGAUGGAGGAGGAAGGUUUGGCCAACCUAUAUUCCCGCGGUCCAGGUCUGGUUCCGAGUCGGAGAGCGAGCUGUCUCAGAGCCUGGCCCGGACAAAGAUCAGGUCGUAUGGAAGCACCGCCAGCGUUACGGCCUCUCUGGGGGAGAAAUUCAUAGAGCAUCGGGUUACAGACAGUGAUACCUUGCAAGGUAUUGCUCUUAAAUACGGUGUAACGAUGGAGCAGAUCAAGAGGGCCAACAAGCUCUUCAGUAACGACUGCAUCUUCCUGAGGAACAGUCUCAACAUCCCAGUUGUCUCGGAGAAAUCCUCCAUUUUUAACGGACUUUCCUUGGAGUCUCCCGACGGAGAAGGGGGGCCUAACUCUUUGGACCAAGACCCCUCCAGUACGAUGCAAGACAUAGAGGUUCCAUCCCCACCCGACUCUCCACCCCCAGAGAACUCUAAAAAAAAAACUCUGUCUCAGCCCGAGGAACUGUCGGCCAAAGAUUUCCUACACAGACUGGACUUGCAAAUCAAACAGUCAAAGCAGGCAGCGCGGAGACUCAAAGAGGAGGAAGUGAGGGACAGUGAUGAAGAGUACACAGCCCCGGUCUCAGCAUACCAGGAGAUCUAAACGAAUGAGUCCUUAUCUGUUUAUCUAACGUCCUGACACACACACACACACACACACUGCUUUUACCAAACCAAUCGAACUGAUGGGGUGUCAUCUUUUGCCUUUUCUGUUAUAGUUAUGGACUAUUGUUACUAUGGUUUUGUACUGCUAGCAUACAGUAAGAGGGUCGUUUGGACAACAUGUACCCAUUCACCCGUAACAUGCUUCUGAGGCGGCUGAACAGAACACCUCUGCUGUGAUUAAUGCGUUUAACCAGACACACACUGCACCAACCAAUGUAAGGAGGAUUAGCAAGAUAAACUAGCUGUUACCUUUCCGAUUAUGUAAAUCCUUCCCUAGAAUAGAAUCAGAAACAUAUCCACUACUCCUUCUGUGUUUACUUCCGGUGAGAAGCUGUGGAUGGAGUUGAGCCUUUUUAUUCUGCAAUAUAUAUAUAUAUAUUCUGUUACUCUGUUUACAGACUAGCAGAUUUUAUUUGGGAGCAGAAGGGAUGCCUCUUUUUGAAGUGUGAAUGUAAUGUUAUUUUUGUGUGUGGAAAACUGUAAACCAAGGCUGUUUUUAAUGUGCUUUUGUUCUGUUGAUUUUUGAGGAAGAAUAAAUAGAUGCUAAAACA